AUGGCGAAGAAGUUGACCGCCUUCUCCACCGCCGGCAGCAACGUGGCUGGAGGGGGCUACUACCACCUGCCCAUCACCGACAUCGUCAUCACCAAGAGGGACGGCCAAAAGGUGAAGACGGUGCAAGUGGUUAAGGCGGACGGUUCCGACGAAGACCUCAUCGAGCUGUCGUACAUUACUACCAAGGUGAUCGGCAAAGGCACUUUCGGCGUGGUUCAGCAGAUCAAGCUGGUUGACACGGGGGAGGUGUACGCCGUGAAGUGGGUGCGCCAAGACCGCAAGUUUAAAAAUCGCGAACUGCAAAUCAUGCGCCACCUGUCGCACACAAACAUUACGCAACUGCGCUACUUUUUCUGCACGCUGGACAAGAACAAGGACACCGUGUACCUGAACCUCGUUAUGGAGUACAUUCCGGAGACGGUUCACCGAGUCAUCCUGCACUACAGCCGCAACAAGCACACCUUCCCCCUUUUCUUCAUCAAGCUCUAUAUGUACCAGAUACUUCGCGGUCUCGCCUACAUUCACAUGCUCGGCAUCUCCCAUAGGGACAUCAAGCCGCAGAACCUGCUGUGCGACCCGGACAGGUGCAUCGUAAAGGUGUGCGACUUCGGGUCCGCCAAGUACAUGAUCAAGGGCGAGCCCAACGUGGCGUACAUCUGCUCCCGGUACUACCGGGCGCCCGAGCUCAUACUGGGAGCCACCGAGUACACCACCAUGGUCGACGUCUGGUCCGCGGGCUGCGUCCUUGCCGAGUUCUUUAUCGCCAGACCCGUAUUUCCCGGAGACAGCAAUCUGGACCAGUUCUCGGAGAUCAUGCGCAUCCUGGGUACGCCGACCGAGGAGCAGGUCCUCGAGAUGAACCCCAACUGGACGGAGUGCCGGUUCCCCAAGCGAAAGGCGGUUGCGUGGGAGAAAGUCCUCGAAGGGAAAGGAACUCCGAGCGCCAUCGACCUCACCGUCAGGCUCUUGGACUACGUGCCUGCCAAGCGCAUGACGUGCUUCGACGGAAUGACCCACGUCUUCUUCGACGACCUACGAAAGCCCGGUAUUACGCUGCCGGACGGCGGGCCCCUGCCACAGCUUUUUAACUUCUCCCACGAAGAGCUGCAAGUGAACCCUUCCAUCAACCACUUGCUGCGGCCACAUUGA
Ixodes scapularis (black-legged tick) is the source of this 1149-nucleotide messenger RNA. RefSeq names its product glycogen synthase kinase-3 beta-like. NCBI's taxonomy places the organism in Eukaryota, Metazoa, Arthropoda, Arachnida, Ixodida, Ixodidae. Gene Ontology annotation, biological process: protein phosphorylation. Gene Ontology annotation, molecular function: ATP binding; protein kinase activity. The record is from RefSeq and is a predicted model, not a curated record. Bases 1 to 1149 code for a protein of 382 amino acids. The transcript is spliced from 2 exons.